AAUGAACGCUAUCAGUUAUAACUAACACUUUAUUGUAUGGAGACGCGUGUGAUGUAUGAAGUAGUGGAAUUGCUAGCGGAACAUUGGAACAGUGAGUCAUGGGUGUGCCGAUGGUGAAGAACUGCUGCUGCUGCGGGACCUUGCACACGGGGACUCUUAUCAUAGGAUAUGUUUAUAUUGUAUGGUCUCUCUUAGACCUCACCGGGUACUGCCUGCUGGUGACCCUCGCCCCCCUAGGCAAGGAGGGGACCGUAUCAGCACAUCGUUUCGUGCUGUACGUCACAGCUGCUACUGUUAGUGGCAUUCAUCUAUUGUGCUCAAUACUUCUUAUUGUUGCUGCGUAUAAGAAACUUCCAUCCCUAACAUUACCAUGGACGAUAGUAACGGGCAUUAUAACGGCGCUGUUCUUUGUCAUGUGCCUUACCGGCCUUAGCCUCAUCCUGCAGGACUCGGGAGAGAUGCUGGAGAUAGAAUCUGUGGUUAUUGCCGUGCAUUUCGCUAGAGCUUGCAUUUCGGUUUACUGCAUUGUGGUUGUGCACAGUCGUCACAAACAGAUCAUGUAUGAAGAAGACGAAAUACGGUUUCAACAUUCAGCCAGAAUAUACCAUCCUGUGAAAACAUCCGAUCAUCCAAUAUAGUUUAAAUGAUUUUUUGUUGUUGU
This is a messenger RNA of Zerene cesonia (dogface butterfly), 661 nucleotides long. RefSeq lists its product as uncharacterized. The transcript is spliced from 4 exons. NCBI's taxonomy places the organism in Eukaryota, Metazoa, Arthropoda, Insecta, Lepidoptera, Pieridae. The record is from RefSeq and is a predicted model, not a curated record. The coding region runs from base 99 to 638 and encodes 179 amino acids.